AAUGUACAGUUCACAUCAACAAAUCAGAGUGAUUCCCCUUUCGCUACACCAAAUGGGAAAUCGAAAGUACAAGAUAAUGAGGAAAACGAUAUAUUUGUUGAACUUUUUUCAACUAGGAAAGCUAAUCCAAAGAAAUCUAUAGUUGCAUAUCUAAAUAUAAACAGUCUGCGGAGCAAAGUUGAGCACAUACAUGAUCUAUUAACUCGGAAUGUAGUUGAUCUACUCUUUUUAUCAGAAAUAAAACUUGGUGAAGACUUUUGCGGACGUCCAGUUUCAGGUGGACAACUAUAUCCUAUGGAGAAGGGAUCGAAACACACAUGGAAGGGGAAUAGUGGCAUAUCUAAGAUCUGAUCUACCAGGUGACAGGAAGAGGAAAUUCGAAUUCAAGUCAAUCGAGGCCAUAGAACUGGGUAUGGAUGUCAGUCCACCUUAUUUAGGAUCAUGGAAUACUGGAAAAGAGCCUUGGAUGAGAAUAAUUUUAGAUACACAAACACUGCCAUUCUGCCCAGUGUCAGGACAACCAGGACAAUGGGAAAGCUGAAGAUUCUCUUCACUGCUCUGUCAGUGGCAGUGCUGGGAUUGGCAUAUCAUCUUUACACACCAAUGCCACCGGAAGCGGAAGAACCUUACCAGCAGAUGGCGUUUUUGGCAAAAUUCAAAUUAGCUAAGACAAUUGUUUCUGUCAUAGGUUGGAGCGAUUUAGAAAUGUUCAAAAAGUUAGGGUCUCCUAAAUUCGACAUUGAUCCAGCCGACACUGUUACGUCCGUGGACGAUAUAUUUGAUGGUGUAGAUGUACGAGUAUACAGACCCAAAAACCAAAAAAGUGACGAAAUUCUUCCAGCACUCGUGUUCUAUCAUGGAGGAGGAUGGGUGUUGGGGUCUAGAGAUUCCUAUGACCCAGUACUAAGAGGAUUUGUUAGACAGAAGCGGAUGGUGGUGGUAUCUGUCGAGUACCGAUUAUCUCCCGAAUUUCCUUUCCCUGUUCCCAUAGACGAUUGUGUAACAGCGACGAGUCAUUUUCUGCGUCACAGCAAGACUUAUAGAGCUGACCCAGAGAGAAUAGGUGUCAUGGGUGACAGCGCUGGUGGAAAUUUGGCUGCCGCAGUGGCACUGAGACUGCUGGGGCCUGAGUUUGUCGACCUCCCAAAGAUAAAAGUCCAGGUUCUGAUUUAUCCGGCUCUUCAGGCCUUCCAAUUUCUAUCUCCUGCUUACGUUAAAUACGCGGGAAAUUCUGUUCCCGGGGCACUUAAUGCUGAAACAAUGUGUGAAUUCUGGUUAUGGUAUGGCCUUGGUCAUGACUACACGAAAGUGGAUCACUUAGAUUUGUUAGCUGGCAAACACCUUACGUCGGAAUGGUUGAAUUCAAAAGAAGCCAAAUAUUUAGAUAUCACAAUUUUACCUGAGAAGUUACGCGAAAGUCGCAGUGCUACCCCAGAUUCUGUUAAGAACGAAACUUUAUCGAAGUUGAUAAAGCCUGUGUUUUUUAAUCCUUCUUUUGCGCCUUUAAUGGCAGACGAUCAAAGUAUACGUAGAUUGCCAAACACGUACAUAUUGACUGCAGAAUUUGAUCCUUUGCGUGAUGAUGGGUUUUAUAUGACAAAGAGAUUACAAACGAUGAGCAAAAAGGUAGAGCACAGACAUUUUACUGGAAUGGACCAUGGAUUCCUGUCUGUCCCGAACUAUCAAAAUGGUUUAAAAGCUGUUGUGGAAAUUUGUGAAUAUCUUAAUAAAGAGUUGUGAUGUA
This is a messenger RNA of Ostrea edulis (European flat oyster), 1744 nucleotides long. RefSeq names its product arylacetamide deacetylase-like. Gene Ontology annotation, molecular function: carboxylic ester hydrolase activity. Gene Ontology annotation, cellular component: membrane. Lineage: Eukaryota; Metazoa; Mollusca; Bivalvia; Ostreida; Ostreidae. The record is from RefSeq and is a predicted model, not a curated record. Bases 442 to 1740 code for a protein of 432 amino acids. The transcript has 9 exons.